Thermochaetoides thermophila DSM 1495 is the source of this 1314-nucleotide messenger RNA. RefSeq lists its product as uncharacterized. Bases 1 to 1314 code for a protein of 437 amino acids. Gene Ontology annotation, cellular component: transcription factor TFIIH holo complex; nucleus; transcription factor TFIIK complex. Gene Ontology annotation, molecular function: cyclin-dependent protein serine/threonine kinase activity; RNA polymerase II CTD heptapeptide repeat kinase activity; ATP binding. The transcript has a single exon. Gene Ontology annotation, biological process: positive regulation of transcription by RNA polymerase II; protein phosphorylation. NCBI's taxonomy places the organism in Eukaryota, Fungi, Ascomycota, Sordariomycetes, Sordariales, Chaetomiaceae. The record is from RefSeq and is a predicted model, not a curated record.
AUGGCUGCAUCACCGCUCAUCGCACCCCCUACUGACGCUUUACAACAGUCCCGCCCGGGUUCGACCUCCUCUCCCUUCAAGCGACAGCCGCAACAACCAAGCCAGCCUCCCUCAUCAACAGCCCCCUCCUCGUCCAACGCCAACGACACACCCCAGCUCGGAAGUCGCCCUCCCAACAUCACCAUCGCUAAUGUCACCUCAGCGCCCUUCUCCAGCCGUCCGGCCAUCACCCCCGACCCGGUCGAGCAGAUGAACGAGGCCGAAAAGCGCAAAUACAUCAAGGGCAAGAAGCUCGGCGAGGGUACCUAUGCGAACGUGUACCUUGGCCACUCGCGGGACGACCCGAACUUCAAAGUAGCCAUCAAGAAGAUCAAGGUUCAAGCCCAAUACAAAGACGGGAUGGCGCCGGACGCGGUGCGCGAGCUCAAAUACCUGCGCGAACUCCGCGGCCACCCCAACAUCAUCGGGCUCAUUUCCGUCUUCAGCAGCAAGGACCAGAACCUGAAUCUCGUGCUGGAGUACCUGCCACUGGGCGAUCUGGAGAUGCUGAUCCGUGAUGUCGAACGUGUGCGCUACGGCGCGGCGGAUAUCAAGGCGUGGAUGGGCAUGCUCACGCGCGCGGUGUGGUGGUGCCACGAGAAUUUCAUCCUGCACCGCGAUAUCAAGCCGAAUAACUUACUCAUCGCCGCCGACGGCGAGGUCAAGCUGGCCGACUUCGGUCUGGCGCGGUCCUUCGCCGAUCCCGGCCGCCGCAUGACCGCUAACGUCAUUACCCGCUGGUACAGGCCUCCCGAACUCCUCUUCGGCGCGCGCCACUACGGCGGCGCCGUAGAUAUCUGGUCUGUCGGCAUGGUCUUCGCCGAGCUGAUUAUCCGCUCGCCCUUCCUGCCCGGCAACACGGAGAUGGAGCAGAUCACGCUGAUCUGCAAGCACAUCGGUACGCCGACGGAAGAAAACUGGCCCGGUGUGUCCAAGCUGCCGGAGUGGUGGGAUCCGAUGGAGGAGCCGAUCCCUGUGUGGGGGAAGGACGCUUACAUGGCGCGGUUUGGCGCCGUCGGCUCAGAGGGUGUUGAUCUGCUGUGGCGUACGCUGCAGCUGGAUCCGAAGAAGAGGAUUACCGCGAGGGAGAUGCUCGAGCAUCGCUGGUGGCGGACUGAUCCGAAACCGACGCGCAAGGAGGACCUGCCCAAGAAGUCGGGCGGUGAGGAUAAGAUGGGGGCUGAUUUGAAGAGAAGGCCCGGGAUGGUGGAGGAUGAGAACGGGCCUAGGGGGUCGAAGGUGGCGAGAAAGCUUGAUUUCGGGCAGCUCAAGUAA